AUCAGCACCGAUGGAAUUUGACUAGGAACUCCGGACCAGGAGGAAGCUGAGAAAAACGAAAACGAAAACCGCACGGAGAAGAACCCGGACAAAGGGUGGCGCGAGCAAUCAGGCCGCCUCCGCCACGUGCCCCCGCCGGCCCUUCCGACGUGUCGCGGCGGCCAUUCGCGCUCGACACUCGAAUCCUAAAGCGUCGUCGAUUCGCAGAGUUGCAGAGAGAGACCGAAAGAACCGAGAGCAGCAAAUCGGUCGAAGCACAAAACCAGGAGGCGCCCCGCACGUGCCCCCUCUCGUUCUCCUCUCGCCGUCGCCUCAAAAUCCCCCCCCCCCCCCCCCCCCCCAAGGUAAUCUCCUCCUAUAUAAUCCCGUUUGCUCUGUUCGCCGCAUUCAGCGUCAAUCCUCCGUGCGAAAAUCGAUAUGCGAUGUGGCCGCGUCCCGGCCCAUGCAUGUGAACAUGGGGCGCGUUCCUCGUGCUGCCCCUGCUUUUCCUUUUCUGUUCCGGGAAGGCUCCGGCCCGUUCCAGAUUGGAUCUGUUCCUCUUACCGUGUUUCCGAUUCCCAGUAGAUUUCCUGUCACCAAGGAGGCAGCAGAUAAGGCCGAGGAAAGGAAAUUAAGAAAGAUCGAGGAGGCGAUUGCGUCCGUGAAUUGAAAGCCGCGCCUCCCGGAGCAUCUCGUCUCCGCCGGCGAGUCGACGAUGAAGUACGUCUCCGGGCCCUACUUCGAGCCGGACUUCGAUCCGGUCCUUGACCGCUUCGGCACCCCAGGGGUUGUCGUCGACAAUGAGACGCGUGAGGACUGUACGCUCGUUAAGGUUGAUAGCGUGAACAGGGAUGGCGUGCUGCUGGAGAUGGUGCAGCUGCUCACCGAUCUCGACCUCGUCAUCUCCAAGUCCUACAUCUCCUCCGACGGUGGCUGGCUCAUGGACGUGUUCCACGUGACUGACCAGAUCGGGCGCAAGCUGACGGACCCGUCGCUCCCGGGGUUCAUCCAGCAGGCGCUGGUGCCGUUCCAGCGGCGGCCGGGCCACGGCCCGUCGCCCAAGUUCACCACGUGCCUGGGCAACGUGGUCGGGCCUGGCGGGCCCGACGUGUCGGACUGCGCCUCCCUCGAGUUCACGGUCCCCGACCGCCCGGGCCUCCUGUCGUCCAUCACCCAGGUGCUCGUCGACCAGGGCUGCCACGUCGCCUCUGGCCAGUCCUGGACCCACAGCGGCCGCGCCGCCGGCGUGCUCUACGUCACGAUGACGGCCGCGGCAGAGGCGCAGCCGCCGCACCAGAGCCGGUGGGCGCACAUCGAGCGGCUGGUGAGCGCCGUGGUGGACGCGCGCGAGAGCGUGUCCGGGGCGCGGCGCUGGGUGUGCAUGUCGGCGCCGGCGCCCGGCCGCGUGCACACGGAGCGGAGGCUGCACCAGCUGAUGCACGACGACCGGGACUACGAGUCAGGCCCGGCGCCGACGCCGGUCGACGAGGAGCACUUCAGCAUGGGCGACGUCAGGGCGGCCACGAUGAUGCUGAUGGCGGCGCGCCGGUCCGGCGCGCGCCGUGGCGCUGCCGACACCCGCGUGACCAUCGAUAACUGGGAGGAGAGGGGCUACGCGGUCGUCAAGAUGACGAGCCGGGACCGGCCCAAGCUGCUCUUCGACACCGUCUGCGGGCUCACCGACAUGCAGUACGUCGUCUUCCACGCCACCGUCGGCUCCCAGGGCCCUCUCGCCAUCCAGGAAUACUACAUCCGGCACAAGGACGGGCGCACGGUGGACAGCAACGCCGAGCGGCAGAAGGUCUCCCGGUGCCUCGUCGCCGCGGUGGAGCGAAGGGCAUCUCAUGGCGUGAGGGUGGAGGUGCGCGCAGCCGACAGGUCGGGGUUGCUGUCGGACUUCACCAGGAUACUCCGGGAGCACGGGCUGUCACUGCUCAGGGUCGAGCUCAAGAGGCAGAAGGACGAGGCCGUCGGGACCUUCUACCUCGUCACGGACUCCGGCGGUGAGGUGCGGCCCGAGGUGGUUCGCGCGGUGCGGGCGAGGGUCGGGGAGAUGGGGAUCUCGCUCGAGGUGGCCAAGGAAGCGCCUGGCUGGCCGCCGGUGAGGAAGACCAGCGUGCCGGUGCAGCCGGCUGCCGCGGGGCAGGGGCAGGAAGGCUCGGGAUCCUCCCUUGGGAGCCUCCUGUGGUCGCAUCUUGGGAAGCUCUCGAAUAACUUUGGCUACAUCAGGUCUUAGAAAACUGUUUGCCAGACCGAUUGACCAGUUGCAUUCCAGUGCUUUCUUGGAUACGAGGUGUCGCAAGAAAGCAGUAAAAUUUUGUAUAUACAAAGUAAAUAGUAAUGUUGUCAUUGCAAAAUA
This is a messenger RNA of Brachypodium distachyon (stiff brome), 2338 nucleotides long. Its product is annotated as ACT domain-containing protein ACR3. Lineage: Eukaryota; Viridiplantae; Streptophyta; Magnoliopsida; Poales; Poaceae. The transcript has 6 exons. Bases 695 to 2215 code for a protein of 506 amino acids. The record is from RefSeq and is a predicted model, not a curated record.